Molecule: messenger RNA, 1271 nt
Organism: Physcomitrium patens
Lineage: Eukaryota; Viridiplantae; Streptophyta; Bryopsida; Funariales; Funariaceae
Source: RefSeq, a predicted model, not a curated record
GCGACACAAUUCUACGAGGAGAGCAGACAGGUGUGCUCUUGCGCAGGACGAUCGAUCGAUCGCUGUUCUUCACGUCGGAGGGCGUUGUGGGUUUCGUUUCCUCGCAGCAUUUGAUUGCUUGCGAAUGCUUUUCGGGGUUGCACACUUCAGGAGAGAGAGAGCGAGAGAGAGAGAGAGAGAGAGAGAGAGAGAGUGUGUGAGUGUUGGUGGGGUUGAGGAGAAGGAAUUGGGCUGGAAGGGGGUGAUAUAAUCUUGCUUGGGUUGGUAGGGUUGGCGAGGCGAGGUGAUUAGAGGGGGAUUUUCGCCUGGUGAGGUGCAGGUGAUUUUGCAAUUCCGGGAGUGGUGCUGAGCAGAAGGUGGUGAGGUCAUGGACAGCAUUUUGGGCAAGGCGGGGAGUUUCCUGUUCGCUCGAAAAGCCUCGAAUAUUUCAGAUACCAUAGCCAACGACGCCUCGUCGCUCUCCAACAGCAUAUCAGAAGGCACCUCACGCUUUAUAAGUCGCUUACAAGGCAGAGUUCAGACACCACUGCCAGAGCUAUUACAGAAGUACCAAAUCCCUAAGGGUGUCUUCCCGAAGAACGUUCUGAAGUAUGAGUUCGAUGAAGCCACUGGAAAGCUAGCUGUCUUUCUUCCUUUUGUUUGUGAGGUGAAGUUCAGAGACGAAUCAAUUGUGCGGUAUGAUAAGAGAGUGACAGGGGUCCUGUCAACGGGCGUGCUUAAAAACAUCGAGGGUAUGAAGACCAAGAUCUUGAUGAUGUGGUCCAAGGUGAUAUCAGUUACCAUGGAAAAGCCGGAUGCUACUAAGGUGGUCUUCGUCUCGAGCAUGAACAAGUCUCGGCCACGAGAUGCUUACAUCAUUUUACGGGACGGGAUUGAGGUGGACGAAUUCUAGCCAAAAUGUACUGUAGCGUCAUGGAUCUUUUCCGAGCUAUUGAUUGUCUUAUGCACAGUAUAGGUUUAGCGUAGUACAGAGAAUUGGAUUGUUACUAGUAUGUGGGUUAAGCACUGCAUCUCAAAUCCGUGCCUUGAUAACUCUGGAAAGAUUUGACCUCCUUUGGUGGGGUGUGCUUGUGUCCUUUCUCUUAUUCCUAUACAGCAUAUGUUUGGUUUUGCAAUAGUACUGGGUUCAUAUCCAGAUUUAGGUGCUGAACAAUCAUUGUCAUAUCUUGUGGUGUGAUGCGAGAGGUAUCGUUCAUGCCUUUCCCUGAAAGACGAUAUACUGGUGCCUGUACACUUCUGGACAUGAAUCAUCUGAAUUGGUUUGAUUAUUA